AUGAAGCUUUCAGAGAAGAUCGCGUCGUAUACAUCCUCAAGGCCGUUCUAUACCUUUGAGUUCUUCCCUCCAAGAACGGACCAAGGAUUCGAGAACUUGGUUCCUCGUAUAACUCGAAUGGCCGGUCUGAAUCCCCUCGCCGUCAGUGUUACUUGGGGCGCAGGAGGAUCGACCAAAGAUAGGAGCCUCGAGUUGGCUGGAAUAGUCCAGCGGGAACACUGCGUCGAUACCAUUCUCCAUCUGACAUGUACGAAUAUGGAGAAGGGACUGGUAGACGAAGCUUUGAGGGCAGCCAAAGACCGGGGGAUCCAGAAUAUCCUUGCCCUGCGCGGCGACCCACCCAGAGGAGAAGAAGAUUGGAUCGCUACCGACGACAGGUUCACCAAUGGCAAAAAUCUAGUAUCUUACAUACGCUCGACACCCGAAUUUGCCUCUGACUUUGCCAUCGGCGUAGCUGCAUACCCGGACGGGCACCCAGAAUCCAGUCUCACUGAAGAGGAGGAAAUUGCUAACCUCAAGGACAAAGUUGACUCAGGGGCUGAUUUUAUCAUCACCCAACUCUUCUACGACGUAGACGGAUUCCUACGAUGGCUUCAAAAAGUUAGAGAUGCUGGAAUUACCGUUCCCGUCAUUCCUGGAAUAAUGCCGAUCCAAACCUACGCCUCCUUCCAGAGAUUAAUCAAACUCUGUGGAAGUAGGGUGCCGCCCAGUAUAAUGGCAGAACUAGAGCCCAUCUCCAAUGACGACCAGAGGGUUAAGAACUACGGCGUGUCCCUGGCUGUCAGCAUGCUUCGCAAGCUCUCAGCCUCUGGCAUCAAAGGGUUUCACUUCUGUACCUUGAACCUUGAGAAGAGCAUUCAGCGGGUUCUGGAAACGUUGAAAUGGACCGGACCCUCUACCUUAGAACAGAACAAGCUCAUCGUCGAUUCAGAAUUGACUGUCAGCCCACAUAAUGCGACGGGCUCCGCGAAAAUGCAUCUAAUGAAUCUACCUGAAGUCGAAGGUGAGGCUGGCAAAGGGGAGCUCAACAACGCCGCCACAUGGGACGACUUCCCCAACGGCCGGUUUGGCGACUUCAAAAGUCCAGCCUACGGUGAUCAAGGUCCUUGGGGAGGCCUCUUGAUCUCGCGUAAUGAAGCAUUGAUUCAAUGGGGGCGUCCGAAGAGUGUCCAGGACCUGACGAAGCUCUUCGUGGAUCACUUGCACGGGCGCAGGGCUUCAACUCCUUUCUCCCGUGGGCCGCUUAUCCCGGAAUCGCAGAUGAUUCUACCUCAACUCGAACGAUUGAACGAGAGAGAGUGGUGGACUGUUGGUUCUCAGCCUGCUGUGGAUGGUAUAGACUCGGGCGACCCCGUAAUCGGCUGGGGGCCGCGUAGUGGCUACGUCUUCCAAAAAGGCUUCGUGGAAUUCUUUUGCGAGACCAAAGACGUGGACGAACUUGAAAAGCGACUGGAUAUACACGGGAAAGGAUGGGUACACUUGAUUGCUAGCAACUAUAAGGGAGAAAUUAGAACCAACAUACCUGAAGGUGCACGAAAUGCGGUGACGUGGGGUGUGUUCCCUGGGCAGGAGAUCGUCCAGUCUACCAUCAUAGAGCAGGCCUCGUUCUUGAACUGGAAGGAGGAAGCAUUCGCAAUCUGGUCAGAAUGGUCGUCAUUUUACCGUCCGGGGUCAGAAGAGCGAAAGCUCCUUGAAAACAUCAGGGAUACACGAUGGCUCGUAAGCAUCGUCCAUCACGAUUACAAAAAGGCGGACGCCCUCUGGCAAUUCCUAUUUGAUGGCCAGUGA
Pleurotus ostreatus (oyster mushroom) is the source of this 1788-nucleotide messenger RNA. RefSeq lists its product as uncharacterized. Gene Ontology annotation, biological process: tetrahydrofolate interconversion. The coding region runs from base 1 to 1788 and encodes 595 amino acids. Lineage: Eukaryota; Fungi; Basidiomycota; Agaricomycetes; Agaricales; Pleurotaceae. The transcript has 11 exons. Gene Ontology annotation, molecular function: methylenetetrahydrofolate reductase [NAD(P)H] activity; FAD binding. The record is from RefSeq and is a predicted model, not a curated record. Gene Ontology annotation, cellular component: cytosol.